GACACUUUGUAUAAUGCUGUUUUAACUUAUCCAGAUUUUAGAGAUAAUAAACUUAAGUUGAAAACAGCACUCACAAAAGCUUUUUAUAAGAAUAUUACAUUUACAAAUCUGAAUAUUAAGCAUAACCAACCAUUGAAAAUAGCAAGCUUAGCCUUAAAGGUGAAAGUGAUUGGUAUUGAAGAGGAGGAAGAAAGUAAUGAAUUAAGUUCAGAAAGCACAGAAGAUGCGGAAGAUGAAAAUAAUCAUAACGAGUACUGUGAACACUACGAAAGUAAAGAAAGAGACUAUGUCAAUGUUUGGAAUUAA
Molecule: messenger RNA, 306 nt
Organism: Racocetra fulgida
Lineage: Eukaryota; Fungi; Glomeromycota; Glomeromycetes; Diversisporales; Gigasporaceae
Source: the annotation of a GenBank genome assembly